This is a messenger RNA of Caenorhabditis remanei, 654 nucleotides long. RefSeq lists its product as uncharacterized. The transcript is spliced from 3 exons. The record is from RefSeq and is a predicted model, not a curated record. NCBI's taxonomy places the organism in Eukaryota, Metazoa, Nematoda, Chromadorea, Rhabditida, Rhabditidae. Bases 1 to 654 code for a protein of 217 amino acids.
AUGGAUGUAGUUUUCACGGUUAGAUGGGAGAUCGUAGUUGAUAACAAGGGAGACCUGAAAUCGAGUGUUAUCUCAAAAAUAUUAGAAAAUAGAUACAAGUCUUACCUGUUGAACGUCAAUACCACGAGCCAAGAUAUCGGUGGUGAUGAGGACACGGGAAGAUCCGGAGCGGAACUCGCGCAUGAUAGUGUCACGUUCUGCCUGAGUGAGUUCGUCCUUCUUGACAAGAAUACGAAUUGGAUUACGCAUGAAGCGAUCGGUAACGUCAAGAACCUCAGAUGGCAUUGUAGCCGAGAGAAGAACGACUUGAACGUCCUGUGGCAUGGAGCGGAAAACGUCGUAAAUCUGAUCCUUGAAUCCACGAGACAACAUCUCGUCAGCCUCGUCGAGAACGAACAUCUUGAUUCUGGAGGUGUCAAGAGCGUUUCUGUUGAUCAUGUCUCCAACACGUCCUGGAGUUCCGACGACGACAUGGAUUCCAUUCUCAAGCUUGCGUUGAUCAUCGCGAACGCUAGUUCCUCCGAUACAUGGAAGAAUGUUCACAUUGAGCAAGUGCGUUCAAGAAUUAUCACUUACCUCGAUCAAGCCGUCGGCGUCGACCACCGAAGAUCCGUUCACAUCAUUUUUAGCAUCGGUCAUGACAGGUGGGUAUAA